AUGCCCCCUCGAAGCUCGCUGACCGGCUCCUUCUCGGUCACCGACGCCAACAAUGAGGUGGUGUGUCCCUUGAAAAAUAAUGAUGGGUCCAAUUGUCGCAAGCGCUGUCUCGGGGAGAAACGUUAUCGCUCCAUGCAAGAACAUAUCCGACGUGCGCAUCCGAACCACUACAUCCCGAAGCUCCCGGCCACCGAAGAGAGCUUCCUCCUGAUGGUCAAUACCCCGCCGGAGCAACGGGCGCAUCUUUCUCCCCCCGAUCCUGUUCCCCGCCGUCGUGAUGCGGCGGAUAGAGACAUCUAUGUCGCCGAUGCCAGCUCCCCGGCCACCCCUCGAGCUCUGGAUGAACCCCACCCCGCCGCGGCCACGGCUGCUGUCGCACUCGCUCAAUUACACCACCAUCGACUAGCCUCCGACUGGGAAACCGAUACUGUCGCUCACACCCUUCAGGAUACACAUUCCGAUACCGAUCUUGCCAACGAUCGCAUGCGCUCGUCGAUUGAGUUGCCGUCACUGCGCGACCAUUUCAAACAAGAGUCUUUGCCUCCUUUUUCACCGCGACCGCGAGGACUACUUCCAUCGAUCCUCAACCACUCCCCACCCGGCCGCUCAUCCACGUUACCUCCCAUCCAGCGCAAAGAAAAGCUUCCUCGGUCGCGCAAAUCGUCAAUCACUCAAUCAGCCCGGAAGCCGAAACAUGAGCGCCAACGGUCCAAGGAACAUGCGCGACGGCCCAGCCUGGGCGACAGGAAAGCGUUGUCGGCUGAGCCGCAGACUGCCGCUUGGGCACAAGGAAAACGCUGGGAAGAUCUGAUUGAAGCUGCGACGUCAGCUACAGAAGCUGAUGAUGAUCGGUACUCAGAGGUGAGUUUGGAUAUUGGGGGAGCAAUACAAUCCUUAGCAAAGAAAUAUAGGCCGGUCGGUCCCCCACAAUUGCCCCGCUGCUCGCCAAUGCCAACGUCACCUCAGCACCUAAUUCAAAGAAUCGCUCUUCACUUCCUCCGGCCUUUCAGCCGGGCGGACUCCCUCCACUUGGCUCGCAUCGGGCCUUCCCACCCCAUUCUUAUGCUGCUUCACCAUUGCACAAAUCGCUUACCCCCCCCGCCAUUUGAAGGACCCCGUGGUCGCGAUAGUGAUUUAGAACCAUUCCCUUCCAUUGAAUCGUCAUUGGACUCUAUGUCCGUUGCAUCUGGAGGAAAGAACUUCCCAUCCUCGGCAUCAGGCAUUGCACAGUCGGUCACCUCUGACUCCAGCCCUGUUAUGAAUUUGGCUCCGCCCGUCAACCAGCGUCAGCAUCAUCGGUUUUCCAACCCGACCCCAUCGUCUUUCCGCAGCAAAGAUAUCCAGAUAUACUGUGCAAAUUGCAAGCGUGCUUGGGCCCUUAACGACUGCUACGCCUGUACAGAAUGCAUCUGUGGCGUCUGCCGCGAAUGUGUCAACAUGUUCAUCGCCAGUCCACCUACAUCUUUCCGCAGCCCCGGAAACGGUCCCUUGAAUAAUGUGACUUCGCAUCCGACAAGUUACCCCGGACCUCGGGGCUGUCCUCGCUGCCGGACAGUUGGGGGCAAAUGGAAGGCUUUCCAAUUGGAUUUCAAAUGA
Messenger RNA from Penicillium chermesinum, 1596 nucleotides. RefSeq lists its product as uncharacterized. NCBI's taxonomy places the organism in Eukaryota, Fungi, Ascomycota, Eurotiomycetes, Eurotiales, Aspergillaceae. The coding region runs from base 1 to 1596 and encodes 531 amino acids. The record is from RefSeq and is a predicted model, not a curated record. The transcript is spliced from 5 exons.